This is a messenger RNA of Brassica rapa (field mustard), 867 nucleotides long. Its product is annotated as E3 ubiquitin-protein ligase MPSR1-like. Lineage: Eukaryota; Viridiplantae; Streptophyta; Magnoliopsida; Brassicales; Brassicaceae. Gene Ontology annotation, biological process: protein ubiquitination. Gene Ontology annotation, molecular function: ubiquitin protein ligase activity. The record is from RefSeq and is a predicted model, not a curated record. Gene Ontology annotation, cellular component: cytoplasm.
CUUUUUGCCAGCUUCCUCGUGAACACGGUAAAACCUUUCGCUAACAUAUAUAAAUCUCUAAGCCUUUCUUCGUCUGUUUGCAUCUAAAUUCUUUUCAGCUUCCUUCUCUUUCGUCUUCUUCUCAGUUAAAGAUCCUUUGUUUCACUCUUACGAUCUUUGUUUAGGUGUUUACGUGAUGUCUUCGGAGGCGGAGGAGUUUGCAGAGUUUUCGGCUUUGUUCGAGAGGAUGAUCCGACGAGGCGAAGGUCUCUCUCGAUUCUUACCUCUGAUCUUAGCUCUAGCCGGUGAAGCCGACGAGGAUACCGAUCAGACGGCGACUCACAGAGAGAUCGUCAUCGAUCCGGUGAACAGGAGAGUGGUGAUGAUCAGAUCGGCUUUGGGGGAGUUCUUGAACGGCGACUUUUCAGAGAAACAAGGGAGGUCGCCGGCGUCGAAAUCGUCGGUGGAGAGCUUGCCACGUGUCGUGAUCGGGAAAGAUGAGGAGAGAAGAGGCUCGUGUCCGAUCUGUCUCGACGAGUGGUCGGAAGGUGACGUGGCGGCGGAGAUGCCGUGUAAGCACAGGUUCCACUCGAAGUGCGUGGAGGAGUGGCUAGGGAGACAGGCCACGUGUCCGCUGUGUAGGUACGAGAUGCCUGUUGAAGAAGUGGAGGAAGAGAAGAAAGUAGGGGUUUGGAUUGGGUUCUCUGUUGGUGCCGGCGGAAGGAGAAACGGAGAAGAAGACGGAGGAGGAAGAAGCGAGGGUGGCUCGAACACUCGAGAUGAAACAGAGGCUUAGGUUUUAGUUUUAGAAAGGAACUUGUGUAUAUUCUUUUCGUUUUUUUAUGUCUUUCCAAUUUCAAUAAAAUGAUUGGUUGAUGAACUUGAAUA